AGGCAAAUGAAGACAGGGCAGCGUAGGCAGGCGGAGGGCCACGUAACCUUUCCAGGAACCUGGAACAGCUGUGUGCUUGAGGAUGAAGCUAGUGUGGUAAGUCGGAGCCCAGCAGAGAAAGACCUUGAAUGACAGGUGCUUGGCCAUUCCUCCCAAGGUCGGUGGGGAACCAUUGAGGAAGCUGAGGAGGUGAGUGCCACAUGAGCUUUGCAUCUAGAAAGCUCCCCCUGUCUGCAGUGUGGAUGAGUGACCCCGCUGAGAGCCAAAUGGGGGAUUGAGCAGAGGAGAGAAGAUAAAAGACUUACUUCAUUCCAAGAUGGCAUGUUCCUUUUAUCGACUUUUCCUCAUUGUCAGCAUCUCUGCUCCAAUCUACUGUGUACCCCCUCCACGGGCCCCCAGCAAAGGUUCCCCCUGCAUGUCCUCCACAAGGAGCACCGCCGCCUCCCAGCUGUCUUCCAGCAACACCGACUUUGCCUUCCGCCUGUACCAGAGGCUGAUCUUGAAGACUCCAGACCAGAACGUCUUCUUCUCCCCGUUGAGUGUCUCUGCUUGCCUGGCCAUGCUCUCCCUCGGGGCCCGCUCAGCCACCAAGACCCAGAUCCUCCAGGGCCUGGGAUUCAACCUCACACACCUGCCGGAGUCCUCCAUCCACCAGGCCUUCCAGCACCUGCUACACUCACUUCGAGUCCCCGGCAAAGACCUGGACUUGAGGAUGGGGAGUGUCCUCUUUAUCAAAAAGGAGUUGUGGCUGCAGACAAAUUUCUUGGAUGACGUCAAGAGGCUCUAUGAGUCAAAAGUCUUUUCUACAGAUUUCUCUAGCUCCUCUACUGCCCGGGAGAAGAUAAACAGCUAUGUGGAGAAGGAAACCAAAGGGAAGGUGGUAAACUUAAUCCAAAGCCUUGAACCUCUGACGGUCAUGGUCCUAGUGAAUCACAUUUUCUUUAAAGGCAAGUGGGAGAAGCCUUUUAACCCUGGAUAUACGAGUAAGAGCUCCCCAUUCCUGGUGGGUAAGAGGACCACAGUGAAGGUCCCAAUGAUGCACCAGGUGGAAGAGUUUGCUUUUGGAGUGGAUGCAGAGCUGAAAUGCUCUGUGCUACGGAUGGACUAUGAUGAAGACACUGCAGCCUUCUUUGUCCUCCCUGGCCAGGACAAGAUGAGGCAACUGGAGCAGGCCUUGUCAUCUAGGACGCUGAGGAAAUGGAAUCACUUACUCCAGAAGAGGUGGAUAGAGGUGUUCAUUCCAAAAUUUUCCCUUUCUGCCUCCUAUGACCUGGAAACCAUCCUCCCGAAGAUGGGCAUCCGGGAUGCCUUUGAUAAAAAUGCUGAUUUUUCUGGAAUCACAAAGAGAGACUUCCUACAGCUUUCCAAAGCCACCCACAAGGCUGUGCUGGACGUCAGCGAGGAGGGCACUGAAGCCGCAGCGGCCACCGCCACCAAGCUCAUCGUGCGGUCAAAGGAUGGCCCCUCCCACACCGUCGUCCGCUUCAAUAGGUCCUUCCUUCUGCUGCUGAUCAACAGGGCCACAGACGCCAUUCUCUUCCUAGGGAAAGUGGAAAAUCCCACCAAAUUCUAGGUGGAAAGCUCCGGCUAACUCAGUACAUGUUGUAAACCCCAAGGAAAUAAAUCACGUUGUGACGA
This is a messenger RNA of Canis lupus familiaris (dog), 1638 nucleotides long. It is a transcript of the gene SERPINA9, whose product is annotated as serpin family A member 9. Bases 317 to 1573 code for a protein of 418 amino acids. Gene Ontology annotation, biological process: negative regulation of endopeptidase activity. The transcript is spliced from 5 exons. Gene Ontology annotation, molecular function: serine-type endopeptidase inhibitor activity. The record is from RefSeq and is a predicted model, not a curated record. Lineage: Eukaryota; Metazoa; Chordata; Mammalia; Carnivora; Canidae.